This is a messenger RNA of Schistosoma margrebowiei, 4845 nucleotides long. The record is from the annotation of a GenBank genome assembly. Lineage: Eukaryota; Metazoa; Platyhelminthes; Trematoda; Strigeidida; Schistosomatidae.
GCAUAUCUUCAAAUUUUCCUUCACAGUGCGUUUAUCCUUGAGUCCAUCUAAAAUGAAUGUUGAUCUGGAAGGUUGUUGUAGAUAUAGUACGAGCAAAGCUGGUAUGGAAGGUUUAGAUAAAGCCACAAUUAUGAAUAUUAUAUUGGAGAAUUCCAAAGGGUCAAAGUUUUAUGAAAAUGAACUGAGGCGGGAAAAAGCUCUUCGUCAACAAAUUGAACAAAAGCUUAAAGUUAUAAAAUCACUUACACCGGCGAUGUUAAAAAGUGGUGAAUUAGAAGUAAGUACAUUUUCUCCUCUCUUUCUCAUCGUCUCUUAUUGUCAAUGAAUUAUUUCACAUGAAAUUUAAAAUUUGAUUAUGAAGUUAAUUUAUUCAGGUUGUAAAGAUACCCGAGUUCGGUUGUUGGAGAUACAGGUGCGAUGCAUCUUAAAUUCUUUGAAGUUGACACUUCCUUAUCCAGUAUUUUCCAGUACUUUCCUCUUGUUAAUCGCUAACACUUCUUUCCAUUGCUUCCUUUUUUCAUUACAGAGCUUUUAUCUUGUCUACAUAGUUAAAUGAUCUACUUAUUCUGUACAACCUGGAACAAGAGUUCUUCUAGAGUAGUAUAGCAUUUUGUUCAAGUUCUCAAAUUAACUAAGUAUAUAUUCAUCUGGAUGAAAAACGUUUUGUUAUUAAUACUUCUACCCGGCAUCUUGGUCCUUAUUUUAAAGUUAUAUAAUAAUAGUAUUAUUUUAUUAGUUUUUUUAUUAGCUUAAAUUGAAUUAUGAUCUCAACUCUUGAAAUUAUUCAAUAUUAUAUGUUUAGCAUAAUAUGGAAUUCUCAGCGCACAAGUCUCUUGGAUAUGUAUAACAUAUUCAUUAUAAAAAGAGAUACUCAAUUGUACUAACCAUUAAUCUUUUAUAAUCAGUAAACGGUUUUGUGGAGAUUGUAGUAAUUUAAUAAUUAAAUUCAUGAGCCAAUUGAAGGUAGACCUAUAGCGACUCACGUGCAAAUGGGUUUAUUCUCAUUUAACUCAGUUAAGCCCUUUUGUUAACUUAUUUAAUGGACAAAGUCAUCCAUGAUAUAACAACUUGUUGUACUAUCUUUAUUAUUAUGCUUGUAUGAAAUACAUAUGCUUGAACAUUGUUUAGCGCCUACGCAUGUAUUCAUUCUGCUAGCUUCAUUAUUAACUGCUUAAUCUAUUCGCUGACUCAUCUAUUUUCCUAUACAUAUAUAUACCUGUACAUUUUGCACGCAUUGACUACAGCUACUUACUACUGCUACAAUCGUAGUUCGCUUGCUCAUUCAUUUUGCCUCUCUGCUGUCUGGUCCGAAUUAUCUGCUAAAUAAAACUGUAGUAGCUGCUUCUUUUUGCCUUCUGAUUUCAAGUAUCGUUGAAGAUUGUACGAUAACGGUUCGAGGGUGAUUAAUUAACGAAGCACAGCCACUACAGACCACCUGGAAGCACUAGACGGCCAUUUCAUCUCAGUUUGGGACUCCUCAGCAGUGCGCAUCCACGACCCCGCCCCGCUUUUGUAGUAUUGAGCAACUUACUCAAAUCAAAAGCUUUUUUUUCAAUACUUCACUGGCGUUUUGAUUAACAGUCAGAAAUUAAUAUAUAUCUUCAUGUAUUCAUAAAUUUCUCAAAUGUUUCAUGCUUAAGAAAAAGCUUUGAAAUUGCGUGGAUAUAAUAAUUGAUUAUUGUUUAUUUCACUUUCGAGUGAUGUUUAUUGUGUUCCUGAUUGUACGAUUUCCUAACAGUUAUAUAUGUGAGACUAUAAUUUUUGGACGACGUUUGAGCGACGAUUAAGUGACCUUCAGAAUGUGACCUACUAACUAGGACCAAAUGAGGGUUGUAAACCAGUGUGAGGAAUUAGAAUUAUGAUUUAACGUUGAUGGUUAGGGUUAGGAUUUAGAUUUAAUGUUUUCAUCACGAACUGACACCAGCUAAAAUGCCAAAACUCUAUUUAGCCAAACGGUUGAAUGAAUUUCGCUCCGAAAUCUAAGACGUGUUAUCCUAAAUCUGAUUGAUUCGUCCAUAAAUUAUAGUCUCGCCGUUAUACCUUGUAAGAUUUUAGAUGCUCCCCACUGAUUCAGCUUUUAAUCUAAUUCGUUUACUUAUUCAUAUUAAAUUUGGUUGUUCCAUCAACUAAUUUUUGCUUGCAUUCUAGGCAGAUCACAUACUGAACGAUUUAAGACAGAAACGACGUUUUUCUCGAAUCAUUGUACAUGUGGAUAUGGAUGCAUUUUAUGCAGCUGUUGAAAUACGUGAUCAACCCGAACUUAGACAUCAUCCAGUUGCUGUCGGUAGUAACAGUAUGCUAUCUACAAGCAAUUAUAUCGCUCGACGAUUCGGCGUACGUGCUGGUCUACCUGGAUUCUUAGGCAAAAAACUUUGUCCUCAAUUGAAAAUUAUACCGUGUGAUUUCGUAAAGUAUACUGCAGCUAGUCGUGUAGUACGAUCUAUUUUAAUGGAAUACACUGUUUCUCCUGAGAGUGCACGAAAUUCCUGUGAAUCAGAUAAUAUUCCAUUUUCGGCGGUCAGUUUAGAUGAAGCGUAUCUAGAUAUAACAGAUCAUUUGGUAGACCGUUCUGAUUUUCCUGUUGAACGACGUACAUUUUGGCCGAGACCAGCACCUGGAGCACCUAUGUUGGUUUGUCGUUGUCGGUCACGUUCUAAACAUCCACAAUCUCAUUUGAAUAGUAGCUGCACUGAUGACCAAUCCGAAAUUCUUAUAGAUGAUAAUUCUGAGAGCAAUUCUAAUUCUUGUAAAGAAACAGAUAAAUCAUCUGAUAAGCUAUCUGUACGUAUAAUAAAACCGAAAUACUCUGAUCCUGAACUAGAUGUAUGCAUUGAAUGUGGAUUACUUUGUAAAUCUGGUCGUCGAAUAUUUGGUUUAUCAGCUUGGGAAGCUGUUCGAGAAAUGCGAUUUCGUGUUUUUUGUGCUACACGUCUUACUUGUAGUGCUGGUCUUGGUCCGAAUACAUUGAUUGCAAAAAUCGCCUCCGAUUGGAUAAAACCAUGUGGGCAACAUGAAAUCGCUAAUACACUAGAAGCUGUCGAUAAAUUUAUGCAAACUAUGCCUGUGAGAAAAGUUCCAGGAAUUGGACAUGUUACAGAACGUCGACUAGAUGCAUUUGGAAUUAAAACAUGUGCUGAUUUAAUUGAUAAACGUGGUUUACUCUGGCAUGUAAGCACUAAAAUAUCAAUGGUUUACUACAUGCGUAUUGCAUUAGGACAUUCUGAUGAUCGUUGGUUAAUUAAUGUAAAAAAUCAUUUUGAUGAGAAGUCAAAUAAACCUUUUGGAUUUAUUGAUAAUGAUUCAGAAAAUAUCGUUCCUUCUGCACAAAGUCAAGUAGAAUUGAAUAGAAAGAGUAUGAGUGUAGAAAGAACAUUUUCAGAUACAUCAGAUGAAAAUGAAUUAAUGCAUCGUUGUGAACAACUUGCUCAAAUGUUAUCAACUGAUUUAAAAGAGGAACAUGUCAAAGGUCAGUUAAUCACACUUAAAAUGAAAUUAGAUACAUUUGAAAUUCGAACAAGAUCACAACUCCUACCAGAUUACACUAAUCAUACAGAGAUUAUCAAUUCAUUCGGUCGUGAAUUAUUGCGUGAAGAAAUGGUAGCGUUUAAAUCGAAUACAGCUGUGAAUAAACCACUUACUUUACGUCUUAUGGGCCUACGCAUGUCCAACUUAUUACCAGUGGAAAUGUGUCCACAAAUUCGUCAACGUAGUGUUGAGGAAGCUUUUAUGUUUGCAAUAACAAGCAAUAAUACUAGUUCUGAAAAAAAUCCCAGUACAAUUUCUAAAACUCUGUUACACACUGAAACAUCUAUUAAAUCGCAUAACAUGAUAACUUCACCUAAAUCAGUUGAAUCAACAAAAAAUAGACUGAAAAAGUUAACAAAGUCUAGUCAGAAAAAUGAUAAAAAGAAAAUGGUCGGUUGUAAUUCUUCUUCAUUGAUUACACAAUGGACUAAACCUUCUCCAUUAACUAGAGAUAAUGAAGUUAGUUCACCAUCUUCAUUUAUCUCAUUAAAUUUAUCGCUUGAAUCGUCAUUAUCAUUGUUAGCAUCAUCUUCAUCUUCUAAUAACAAUACUGGUUACUUUUUUACAUGUCCUGUCUGUGAAAGAGAUUUUCAAUUUUCUUCAGAAGAUAAGUUCAAUUAUCAUUUGGAUGAGUGUUUAAAUAGAUCAACUAUUUUAGAAGUAGUCAAAGAGACUUUGACUGAUAGAGAUUAUUGUUCAACUACUAUAACACAGUCUAAUCAUUUGAAUUCAUCAUCAGAUGAUAUUGGUAUUCGAAAGGCGAAAUCGCAAAAACUUGAAGUUAAACAAUCCAAAAACAGUAACAUAUCAACAACGAAGACCAUGACGACAACAACAACAACUUCUCAUGGACCUCUUGAUAAAUUUCUAUUUAAUUCAUCUACUGUACAUUUUGAUUAAAAUUAUACAUGGAACUCCUAAAAUAGAAAAUCAUUUACUACUUCAUCAUUGUGAUUAUGAUCAUUUGAAUAGUUUCAAUGGUUAAAAUAUUUUACAAACUCUAUAUUAUAUUUCUUAUUGUCGUCUUCCAUGAACUAGGCGGUAAACCAACGGUGAAAUAGUUCGUUUAAAUUUUGAAGUUAAAAUUAAGAUAAACCCUGAGUUUCUUUUAUUUAUCAUCUUGCAUUUACAGUCAUUUUUCAUGUUUGAUUUUGGUUCAUAAUGAACUAUAGUCUUUGUUUUGUUUCUUUUUUUGAUACUAAGGCGAUAGAAAGUCAUCAAUAAUUUCUAGUGAUUACAUUUCUAUUUUUAUAUUAUUUACCAACGAUAUUUAUGUAUAUAACAUUUUAUCAUAGAUUUACAAAUAAAUUUCCCUACUGA